AUGGGGUUUUUUUGCAAGCAGAGCGUUCUGCUUAAUUUCAUAUUCUCCCUCUCCGCAUUACAGACAUGUGUUUCCGGUAGUGUCAUCGCUCGAGCAGCAGACUGUCAUGCGAAUUCCUACAAGGGACCAUUAAAUCCAAGUUUUGAAAACGGAAUCAAAGACUGGAAAGUUAUCAGCGGCAAUGCCUUUGGUGAUAAUUCGGCCAGCAGCGAGACAAGUUACUGGGGGGGACCUUUCAACAAAAUUGGCAACAGUUUUCUCUGGGGUUUACUUCAAUCUGGAGAAGCUGCUGUGGGAGAACUUCAUUCAAGCACCUUCCGAGCGAGCUCUUUCAUGAGUUUUCUGAUUGGAGGUGGUUGGGGACCUGAAGAUCUUUAUGUUGGACUUGUUAGCGAGAGUGAUGGCAAGAUACUCUAUCGUCAGACUGCCACCAACGAUGAGGCUAUGAUUCGUAUCGUUUGGGACACCAGUGCUUAUGCAGGCCAAAAUGUUUACGUUUCGGUAGUCGACAACAGCACGGCAACAUCCUGGGGACACAUCAAUUUGGAUGACAUCCGAACUGGAUGUGAUGCCUUGAUCGGAGAGAAAGGAAAUCAUUUCAACGUACUCGGUCAAGCAAACCAGCCAAUUCGAUCACAAUCAACUCUCAAGCCCGAUCAACUUUUCGCAUCAGAUCCAAUCCGUCCACAAUUUCAUUAUACACCUUACCAAGGAUGGAUCAACGAUCCAGCUGGAUUAAUAGAGUGGAAAGGAAAACACCAACUGUUUAGUCAAUUCAAUCCAGUCGCACCUCUCUGGGGUCCAAUGCACAUGGCACACGCAGAUAGUUCCGAUGCUGUUCACUGGCGAGAAUUGCCGGUCGCUAUGUAUCCUCCGUACGUUCAAGAUCCUCUCGACACCAGCGGUCGAUUUACUGGUAGUGCAGUCUUAGACAACAGCACUGGGGGCAUCCACUUCAUCUUCACCGAUGCAACAGAUGUUUCCCGCCACCCUGGUAAACUCCCCGAAGUCCAAUCAUCAGCACUUAGCACGGAUGGAAUAAACUUCGAUUUCUAUUCGGGAAACCCAAUCAUUGCAGCACCACCUCCUCGCUCCGGUAAUGGUUGGCGUGACCCAAAAGUCUUCCACGACACGACUGACAACACCUGGAAGAUGGUAGUCGGAUCUGGCGAAGGAGCUACCGGAAACGUUCAAUUGUACGUUGCUACCGAUGAAAAACUACUAUCAUGGAAGUACAUUGGAGUCCUGACAGAAGGCACCGGAAGCACAGGGGGAAUGUGGGAGUGUCCAAAUUUCUUCCCUAUCGGCGACAAAUGGGUCUUGUUCUAUGGGGGAAAUAGCCUCGGAUUUUGGGAAGUUGGAACUUAUGAUGGAACGAAAUUCACAUCUGAGAAGGUCGGUCUGUUGGACGCGGGACCGGACAGUUAUGCAAUGCAAUGGUACAAAGAUUCCGCCGGACGAAAUCUCGCUAUCGCGUGGAUGGGAAACUGGCCAACGUCAAAAUGGCCAAGUCGUGUUAAUGGGUGGGCAGGUACACAGUCUAUCACCCGUGAGUUGUUCAUCAGAGCAGAUGGUGGACUCGGAAGUAAGCCUAUCAAGGAAGUUUCCAGCCUCGCAAACGGACCAGCGAAGGCCUUGGGAGCGAAAAAUGUCCACGGCACAAUUUCAGUUGGAUCCACAAACACCGCACGCCUCCAAGUAACCGUUGAUCUAGCCACCAGCAACGCCCCUGGCUUCACAAUCUUCAUGCACAAAUCCAACGUCGAGCAAGUGACGCUCUACUACUCCGUCAAGAACCAAACUCUCACACUCGACACCACGAACGCGGGUUACGGCCAAGCCGGCACGUGGAAUGCAGUUGUUGCAAAAUCUCCAGACAACAAAUUAUCGCUUGAUAUCUUCAUUGAUCGGUCGAGUGUGGAGGUUUUUGCUGGUGAUGGAACGGCUAUGACGGCGACUGUGUUUCCGAGAUAUCAGGAGUCGACGGCUGUUAAUAUUGAGUCUGUGGGGGGAAAGACUGUUUUUGAUAGUAUUACGUUGACGCCUUUUGGGUCUACGUGGAGUUAA
This is a messenger RNA of Glarea lozoyensis ATCC 20868, 2067 nucleotides long. RefSeq names its product Arabinanase/levansucrase/invertase. Bases 1 to 2067 code for a protein of 688 amino acids. Gene Ontology annotation, biological process: carbohydrate metabolic process. The record is from RefSeq and is a predicted model, not a curated record. The transcript has a single exon. Gene Ontology annotation, molecular function: hydrolase activity, hydrolyzing O-glycosyl compounds. NCBI's taxonomy places the organism in Eukaryota, Fungi, Ascomycota, Leotiomycetes, Helotiales, Helotiaceae.